Molecule: messenger RNA, 2282 nt
Organism: Lotus japonicus
Lineage: Eukaryota; Viridiplantae; Streptophyta; Magnoliopsida; Fabales; Fabaceae
Exons: 1
Coding region: 88-2058 (656 amino acids)
Source: RefSeq, a predicted model, not a curated record
GGUUUGCAUAACACGAUACUCACUCACAACGUUGUCAAUCCCGUCCACGGAGUUUACGAAAUUCCCGCGAUUCCAAUCACCGCCACCAUGUCUGGGUCUCCGACAAUUCCAUCUCCGUCAACCUCGGUGGUUUCCACCGUCAGAGCGUACGCGAUUCCUCUAAUUCUCCUCGCCGGCGCCAUGCUCUUCCAACUCGUUCUCAUUCCCAACGCCUCACCUCCUUCCCACUACGACGUUCUGCAAAUCGAGAGGUACAGUUCAAUCGAAACGGUGCAGGAGGCAUAUAACAACCUUGAAUCCAAAUGGUCUAUGAAGAAUUCGGAUGCAGAAGCUUCUGAUAUUCGCGAGUUCAUGAAGAUCAGAUAUGCCUACGAGUUGCUCACAAACCGUUUGUGGAAAAGAGACUACGAUAGAUUCGGCAUUGAUGAACAAUUCCAUGUUCUUGAGAGUGCUAUCAAGCUGAAAAACAUUUCACAAUUGAAUUUGGACUUUCCUUUGCUGCAUUCCCCUUCUGGGUCUGUUGAUCAUUCUUCUUCAAAAGAGAUUUCUGCAAGUGAUUUUGGGUCCAUGUUUCCAGAUUCAAAGCCAUGGAUCAUUCAAUUGUAUUCAUCCGGGAGCAAUCGUUGUGUUGAGUUUUCCAAGCCAUGGAAUCAAAUUGCUUCCUUGUUGGAUGGUGUUGCAAAUUCUGGUGUAAUGGAACUUGGUGAGAUUGAGAAUGAGAAUGAUUUAGCAGUUUUUCUUGCUGAUAGAAGUUCAACAGGAAAGCCUCUUUUCAGAAAGGGUCUUCCAUUGAUUGUUGCUAUUCCUCCAGGAUGUGUUUCUGCAAAAUGUUUCAGUAGGUUUGAUGGUGAGCUUACUGUUGACACGGUCACAGAUUGGUUUGCUACAACUAUAUUGGCUUUACCCCAAAUCAACUACUACUCCAUGGGGACACUUGUGCCAAAUUUUCUUGGAAAAUCCAGCCAUCAUAAGGUGAAAGUCAUAUUUUUUUCGGAAACUGGGGACCGUGCUGCUCCGUUUAUUCGACAAGCAGUGAAAGACUAUUGGGGUUAUGCUUCCUUUGCAAACAUUCUUUGGCGGGAAGAGGAUUCUUCAUACUGGUUGGGAGCUUUUGGGGUGCAAUCUGCACCUGCUUUAGUCUUUCUUAAAGACCCUGGUGUGAAACCUGUUGUGCACCAUGGUUCAGUUAAUGAUACACUUUUUCUGAAUAUGAUGGAGGAUAACAAAAAGCAAGAGCUUCCACAACUGCGGAGCGCGACAUCUAUGGAGCUAGGCUGCGAUCCUCGCGGCUACUCUCGCGCGGGAUUUGAUACAACUAUUUGGUACUGUGCUGUUGCGGUAGGAAGGCCAAGUUUGGAAUUGAACAAGUUGCGCGAAACCAUGUGCAGGGUUCAAGAAAAAUUGUCUGUAAAUCAAUCUUUAGCUCCAGCUGUGGAUGCAUUGAAGAGAAAGAGGUUGACAUUUGCCUGGCUUGAUGGUGAAAAGGAAAAGGACUAUUGUCGAUUUUACCUUGGUUCUACCGGGAGCGAGCAUACUUGUGGACAACGGAGGGAUAUGACAGAUACUCCUCGCUUAUUUGUUGUUCGGUACAUGAGAAAUAGCAGUGCUCUUGAUAACAGGAAACAGGAAAUGGCAAAGUGGAAAACUAAAAUUUCACUGGUUCAAGAUCUAAUUGAUGAUUCUGAUCAGGCAGGGCAGUUUGUAGCUGGGUACAAGGGUGCAGUUGAUGAUGUUUCACAGAUAAACGAGUGGCUUACAAAUAUAAUUCAAUAUGGUGACUCCAGAGAUUUACCGUUCUUUUUACUAAGCACUCCUAAGCUUGUUCCCGAUGAUGACACAGAAGCUGUUUGGUCCAAACCUUCACCUGUGGCUCCUUUGAAAAAUCUGAAGCAGAGUAUUCUGGGUGUUCUAAGUGGACUCUCAGUAUACCGUGAAGAUCCAAGAAUUGGUCCAACUUUGCUUCUAGGCGCAUUGAUCUCUUGGGGUACCAUAUGGUUACGGAGGAGCCAACGAGUUCAGCCGUCUCAAUCAAACCAACCAAGCCAACCCAGUUCAUAAGCGCUUCCCAGGAAGACAGAAAACAGAGAUAACACUUCUUGUUGAUAGAUUGAUACAUGUUGUGCUAACAUUUCUUUGUUUCAACGGCAACAAGCUUUUUGUGCAAUGAAAUUUGUUAGGAUUCGGCUUCGCAAUAAGAUAAAAGAUAACUUAGAAAUUUAUGAGUUCUAUAAAUCGAGAGGAACAUUGCUGAAAAUUUUGUAGUUGAAUAAUUUUUUUCUUAA